Molecule: messenger RNA, 7056 nt
Organism: Maylandia zebra (zebra mbuna)
Lineage: Eukaryota; Metazoa; Chordata; Actinopteri; Cichliformes; Cichlidae
Gene: drd1b
Product: dopamine receptor D1b
Biological process (GO): positive regulation of MAPK cascade; G protein-coupled dopamine receptor signaling pathway; vasodilation
Cellular component (GO): plasma membrane
Molecular function (GO): G protein-coupled receptor activity; dopamine neurotransmitter receptor activity, coupled via Gs
Source: RefSeq, a predicted model, not a curated record
CACACCGAAGACACAUCGCAGUGUAUCUGAAUGUUGCAUCACAAAGGAUGGCCCCCAAAAAGAAAAGCAUAAAGACUCAUUUAAACACCCAAGGAAACGCCGCAAAAAGGGAGAGCGUGACUUUCUUGGCAUAGAGGAGCGCGCAGAGAGGGUGAGCUCCUUCUCCUUCACUACCAAGAUACAAGUUGGAUGUAUACCGAAGAAAUGUGGAUUCGGAACGGAACUUUUUUUUAUUAGUUAAAAAUUAACGGAUGGUUUCAUUGGUUCGUUUUGGAUUCAGUUGUUUUCAAAGCUAACCCAAGACGCUUAAAACUUGCCCGGAGCUAUCCACAUCCAAAGAGCGAAGCAAACGCUGUCUACAAAAAUCGAUAAUAAUAAUAAUAAUGAUAAUAAAAUAAAUAAAUGAAGUGAGCCUUUAUUUCAAAUCCAGGGAUUUGGGCUGAUGUCCGGAUGAAAACUCUGCACUUUAAAGGAUGAAAGGCUUUUGGUAAAUUGCUACAAAAUUCAGCCAAAAGGAAACUAAACGCGUUUGAAUUGAAGCAUCGUGUCAGAAUACAAAGCGCUGCGAGAGUGAUGCGUUUUUUUUCUGGUUUUCUCGUUUAAUCUGCAUCUCUCUUCUUUGAAAACGCAUCAUUAAGACUUUUGAAUGCAUUUUUAUUUUAUUUAUUUCUUAUUUUUCCUCAACACUCAGGUGUUAUGUUUAGCUGGGGACCGUGCCAUUUACUAGGAGAGAGGAGCGUUUAAAGAGAAAUUAAAAAGAAUAACACAGAGGACAUUACCUAGUAGUCGGUUGGAUCAGCGUCGAUACUGGGACAAUCACAGGGACACGCCUCGCAGAUCAUUAAACAAAUCAGAUAAACGCGGUGCGAAAACCAUCAAUAGAAGUUAUUGAUGAGGUGGUAUAUAAGGCUAAUGAUUGGCUGAGCCUCUGUUUACUCAAAAGCUUAGCAACAGUAUGUUGUGAAACUUUUCGCUGAGGGCUUGACAGCUGAGGCAUACAAUGCCAAGAGAAAAGGGACCAAGAACUUGUCUUUAAAACUCAUUUUUAUUGCUGCUUUACUCAUUUUUUUAGGACUCAAUUUGCGAUUGAAAAAAAGAAAACAAUUGCGAAUUGCUGGAAUAUUCUUCUUCCUCUGCAAACUAGAAUGUCUGCCUUCUGUGCUGCUGCUGCAGGAAUUUAUGAACCAGAGAUUUUUAAGGGAAACAUUCCUGAGGAGAGAAUUUUGAAAUAUUUAUAGCAUCCCUUGUGCAAGAAUGGUGGUUGUGACAAGGAACCUAUUGAUGACCCAGUCAGUGAGAGAGCUGGUGCCAAGACAAUUUACCUCUCCACCAGCUACGCUCUCCGUCUAAGAGUCGUCCUUGGAGGAACACAGCUGCUGCAGGCUGGGGAUGUGAUGGGGUGACUGCUGACAUCCCCCUCACCCAUCCCCUCUCUCUUUAUUAAAACUGUAACAUAAACAAUGGAUCAGAAUUUCUCAACGGUUCGAGAUGGAAAGCAGCUUACGCCAGAGAGAGACUCCUCGAAACGUGUUCUGACAGGAUGCUUUCUCUCCCUGCUCAUCUUCACCACGCUGCUAGGCAACACCCUGGUGUGCGCUGCCGUCACCAAGUUCCGACACCUGAGGUCGAAGGUCACCAAUUUCUUUGUCAUCUCGCUGGCCAUCUCUGACCUCCUGGUAGCUAUUUUGGUAAUGCCAUGGAAGGCAGCGACAGAGAUUGUGGGGUUUUGGCCAUUUGGUGCAUUCUGCAACGUGUGGGUGGCAUUUGACAUAAUGUGCUCCACUGCCUCCAUCUUGAACUUGUGUGUGAUUAGUGUCGAUCGUUACUGGGCCAUUUCAAGCCCAUUCCGCUAUGAACGCAAGAUGACCCCUAAAGUAGCGUGUCUGAUGAUCAGUGUGGCAUGGACCUUGUCUGUCCUCAUCUCCUUCAUUCCUGUUCAGCUUAACUGGCACAAAGCUCAGACCACCAGCUAUGUCGAGCUAAAUGGAACCUACCCUGAUGAUUUGCCCCCUGACAACUGUGACUUCAGUCUUAACAGGACCUAUGCCAUCUCCUCCUCCCUUAUCAGCUUCUACAUCCCCGUGGCAAUUAUGAUCGUCACCUACACCCGGAUCUACCGCAUCGCCCAGACACAGAUAAGGAGAAUAUCUGCUUUGGAGCGAGCAGCAGAGAGUGCCAAAAACCGACACAGCAGCAUGGGAAACAGUUCAAACAUGGACAGUGAGAGCUCAUUUAAAAUGUCAUUCAAAAGAGAAACCAAAGUCUUAAAGACGCUCUCUGUCAUUAUGGGUGUGUUUGUGUGCUGCUGGUUGCCCUUCUUCAUCCUAAACUGCAUGGUUCCAUUCUGUGAAACACACAUGCCAGAUGGAUCCACAGAAUUCCCCUGCAUCAGCUCCACCACCUUUGAUGUGUUUGUGUGGUUUGGCUGGGCAAACUCUUCGCUCAACCCAAUCAUCUAUGCCUUCAAUGCCGACUUCCGCAAGGCCUUCUCCAUCCUCCUGGGUUGCCAUCGGCUGUGCCCGGGGAGCAACGCCAUUGAGAUCGUCAGUAUUAACAACAAUAUGGGUGCUCCUACCUCGAACCCCAACUGUCAGUAUGAGCCCAAGAGCCACAUCCCAAAGGAGGGCAACAGCUCAGCAAACUAUGUGAUUCCUCACAGCAUCCUGUGUCAGGAGGAGGAAUUACAGAAGAAAGACGGAAGUGGAGGGGAGGCCGAGGUGGGCGUGGCAAACAACACCCUUGAGAAACACUCACCGGCCAUCUCUGGGAAUUUAGACAGCGAUGCUGAAGUCACCCUGGAAAAGAUCAACCCCAUAACACAGAACGGACAGCACAAAGCCGUGACAUGUUGAGAAAAGGCAAAGGUGCAUUGAAAUUCAGUGAGGCAUGCACGUAUGCACAAAGGCAAGAAACGAUUACACAGGAGGACAGCAAAAACAAACGGCAGAGACACAUGUCUAUAGGAACAAGAAACCAGUGAGUGUGUUAUACAAGUCCUUAAGACUGUCAAAAAAACCUACAUGAAAAACCUACAGAAUGUUUUAAAGUACAGGCACUUUAUCCUGGAUAUAACUAUCUGCAAAAUAUAUUCAGCAUUUAUUGAUGACAUUGACACAUUUGAUGAUAAAUGUUGAUAAUGUGAAUAUUAACAGCAGAAUACUACCUAUGGGCACAUGUAUACAUUUUUUUAGUUUUUGCAAAAAUGUAUACAUCUGCAUGUGUAUACUGUACAGUGAUGACACUAUUCUGGAGGGAUUCAAACACAGUAUAUACAGUGGGAGAAAAUAUAGUAUUAGUAAAAUAUCUUGUAGGUAGGUGCUUUGUAUGUGUUUCAUGAAAAAGCAAACAAAGUGGGUAAAUUGGUUUUGCUACAGUAUUGUUAGUCAGCUAUUGCAGUUUUUUUUCCUUUAGCACAUUUCUAAUGACAGCGAAAGCAAAAUCGCUAAAUUCCAGUGGCAGUUUAUUUGAAGUAAGAACAAAAAAUACUGAUACCAAAGUAACACUGUUCUGAUUACAACUAAAACCAACAACAGAGUUUGAUGCUGUAAGCCAAAUUGUCAAAAAUUUUUAUUCUUAACUCAUCCUCCCACCUCUGCAUCACCCACUGUUAUCCAAAUGAGGUGUACUUGAGAGAGAAAGAGACGAGGAAAUGGAGAAAGUUCCUGCCUUUUCUGAUCUUUCUUCAGCCAGCUGGGACUGACCUGAAGUUUCUUCCAUUUCUACUCCUUACUCCCUGUUUUCAUUGGCUUUGCCUGCCGUCAUCCAUUCUUCAGUGAAACCUCUUUGGAGUUUCUUCUCAUCCCCUUCCCCCUUUCACGCUGCCCUUAUUUCUUGAGUAAUGCCAAGCGCCUCUCUCCUUCCUCCACUCUUCUCCCUGUUAGUUUAGUCCUUCACACCUGCACCGUAUCUUCUUUUUAAUUUCAUUUUGUCUGCACCAUUGUUUUUGGCAGCCCUCCGUUUUAACCCCCUCCCCCCGCCACCACCAUCCAUUUAAAGUGGUGCUUGUGAUUCUAUUCUUGGCAAAUGCCGUCAGCCCAUAAUUAAAAAAAGAUUGUAAAUGUGUAAAACUAAAAACUGCACUUGGACAGAGAGGGUAGAGCAGCAGCUACUAAGUCGACUCAGCCGUAAUGCAAGUGACUUUUACUGACCUUUUGUAAGCUUGCAGAUAUAUGAUUUUGUAAACUGCUCGUUCUGCAGCUUGACAGUAUCUCUCUGUGCAGAGUCAAGUCUGAACGCAGUUAAAUUUGAAAACUAAACAUUAAUUAUAAUUUAUGUAGGACUGUGGAAGUAAGAAAUCUUAUAAGACAGUUUUCAUUAGUGAGUGCUUCUGAUGUGCUGCCAUCCAUUUCCCGUUGUCAUGUUUUUGAACAGCUCUGCUUUUUGCACCAGUUAGACUGACUCCAUAAGGUCCAAUUUAGCACUAAAUCAGUCUGAACUUUGCUAAUAUCUUAGUUAGCCUUAGCUACAUUAAAAGAUAGUAUUGAUUAUACCAGUGCAUGCCAAUGCCAACGAUCACUUAAGAGUGUAGUAGCAAAACUAAGCAAACAAAAAGUAAGAAAUUAUGUAUUUCAAGCAUACAACUGAAACUAUAGGGAGAGAAGGAUUAAAGCCUAUUCAUUGGCUUGACUGACACAGAACCAAUCGACUACUCUGCUACCUUAACCUAGGAGACAACAGGUGAUUUUUUUUUUUUAGUGGCCUUGCAUUUGCCAAUACAGUUUCAUUUUAAGAAGCUAAUAUAAAACUAAAUCAUCAAAAGAUGACAGCUCUUCAUGUGGAGCGUGCACCUACAUGCAACCGCAAGCUGUUCACACGUGUUUGGUCAAAAGUGCUACAGAGCAGGACGACAAACAAGAAACCAGAAAGGUUCACGUAGCCUUUUCUGUAUAGAUAUCUGUUAGGGUCUACCAUAAAUAGAUAUCUGCAGAUUCAUAUCUUCCUGAGAACUGAAGGGAAAAAAAACGCCUUUUUAGUCUAACUUUUUGAGAUUUGUGUGUCCACUACAGAGGGCAUAAAGGAAUAAGUUGAGUUUAGGAAGUUAUGCAGAUAUCUAUUUAUAGGGAUCACUGCCUAUACACUAGAAACAUAUUUCAGUUUCAUGUAGUAUUUAAAACAAAUCUAGUAUUUAGGCAAACAUGACUGUCAGAGCCAAAUAUAGAUAUAGUCUUUUUCUGCUCUGCAUUCCUUGGGAAAUAGUGCUCAGCAGCACGCUUUCAGGCACUUUGCACUUUGAGUGUCCAUCGCAUGCAGUUUGUGUCCAUGAAGGCAUGAAACUGUCGCACAUCAGGGAAGGGAAGAACCGAUCCAAUAGAAAGCAGUAGGUCUUGAACGAAGCAUUUGAUUUUCCUGCUCUGGAAAAUCCAAUAGUAUCUAGAUGGCAACAAAGGGGGAAAGCUUUUAGUUCAAUAUGUGGCUUGGCUUGUGACACAAAAGCAACACAUUGUCCUCUCUGCUUCCCUGUCACCUCCCACGUGUCCAUCUAUUAAAAAAAUGAGAUUUUUCUUUUCAUUAAGUGCAGUUUAGAUUAGGUAUCUUUCACAAUGAAUUAACUCAAUUUUACAAGUGCUCAAGCUAUUUCAAGUGCCACAAUGUGCUGUAACUCGGCCCAAUUAUACUCAGCUCUUGCCUUUUGUAGAUUAUUAGCCAUAUCAGCUUAGCACUUUGCAGCAGCUCCUCUAAAUUCACUCUUAGUCAAACAGAAGCCAACUCAAACAUGCAAUAAAACAUGAAGUGCAUAUAAUCUGUCAGGAUUGGACAUGGAAGGAAACUGCCUUGGGGAAGAUUGCCCCUCCCACCCCUUCCCCUUUACACACUCACCUUUUUUUUUUUCUCCAUCUCUUUCUCUUUUCUCUCGGCUGGCUCUGUCAACUUCGUGAGUCAACCCCUCAUGUUAACACUGAUUGAAUUUAUUAUUAAAUAGAGUGCGCGUACUGUUUCCUGCCUCUAAUCUAAGUUGAAGCGCUGAAUUAAACUCCCACCUGCUGACUUUAUUAUUAUUAUUAUUAUUAUUAUUAAUAUUUUAUUUUUUGCCAAAAUUCUUAUUUCUGGCUGAAUGUGGUUGUACUGUAGAGUAAGCUGUGAUCUAAAUAGUGUUUUAUAAGCUGAAAUUCAGGGUGGGUGCGGGUACUCUUGAAUGGGACUGGGAUUAAUCUGCCAUUUCAUGCCACAUGAUUGGAUUCGCACAUUUUACCAGAUGUUUUUGUAUAUGCUGUAUGUAGACAUUUAUAGAAAACAUACCUCCAGCUGAGAGUUCAGAUGAUGGCUCCAUGUAAACCGCCCCCUGAGCCUUCACCUUGUAAACUCAGUGACUCAUCUUUUCAGCUGCCACUGCUUUGAUUUUGGAGAAGGGCGAUGUCAGGCAAGAGUCCCACAAGCAAAAUGUUUUGUUUGAUCUGGAGCAUUUCCUCUAGGCUGCCUUACAAGUUGCUUUGGGGAGCUUUAGUUGACAGUACACAGUCUCUCAAUCAGUGUAGUUACAUGAUGUAUGACAACUUAAGCAAAUCUGACAGUACACAAUCCCUCAUCCUCGUCCCGCUCCUCCUCCAUCUCCUCCAAUGACUGGCCAAGCGAUGCAACAGACGCAGGGCUGAACAACACUCCCCAGCCCUGGGAAUGUGGAGCCAUUUCAACAAUGAUGUCUCAGCUUAUUUAACUGUCUAGAGUAAUGAUGGAGUCCCUACCUCAGCCUUGAUUCAGUGACAGAGCUUCAUGUAAAAAAAUAAUUCAGUGGCAGUAUUUUUGGAUAGGGGCUUGCAGGGAUUGAGUAUUGUACAAUGAUGUUCAAAAUGUAGUCGUGAUGAACACAAGUGCUUUUUAUCUUGAAAAAAAAAUCCUUAAUGUGUGUAGCAAGCUUACAUGCUGUACGUUUUUUCCAGUGUGGGAAUAUAAUUUACAGUAGGAUGCAACAGUCACUGGCUAUUUAUAUAUUUAUUUAUUUACAUGGUUCUGGUGUUCAUUCAUGAAAGUGAUGUCAAAGAUUAUAACCCUCUGAAUAAUUACAGUAUUUAGUUUACAGUUUGUACAGAAAACGUGCCCUUCUUGUAAAAUAAACAUGGU